This is a messenger RNA of Neoarthrinium moseri, 2082 nucleotides long. RefSeq lists its product as uncharacterized. Gene Ontology annotation, molecular function: oxidoreductase activity, acting on CH-OH group of donors; flavin adenine dinucleotide binding. The transcript has 8 exons. Gene Ontology annotation, biological process: secondary metabolite biosynthetic process. The record is from RefSeq and is a predicted model, not a curated record. Lineage: Eukaryota; Fungi; Ascomycota; Sordariomycetes; Amphisphaeriales; Apiosporaceae. Bases 1 to 2082 code for a protein of 693 amino acids.
AUGCCAGUUCCAAAUUUGGCAGGUUUAUUGCCGUUUUUGGGUCUAUUUACCGUGGUGCAUGGCCUUCUUCUGGAGCCAGCUACGCUCCCGCAAAACCUACUGCCAAGCUAUGACUACAUCAUUGUAGGAGCCGGACCGGCAGGUCUUGUCCUUGCGAAUCGAUUGACCGAGGAUGCCAAUGUACAUGUGCUCGUUCUGGAAGCUGGCCGCAUGGACUCAAGAGAAGAGGGAGUGACUUUUCCUUCACACAUAGGCGCUGAAGUAGGUUCGCAAUAUGAUUGGAACCUGACGACUGUCGCCCAAUCCUCUUUAGACAACCAGCCAAGACCCCUAAGUCAAGGUCAUGUCGUCGGCGGUGGCACUAUUCUUAACGGCAUGAUCUGGACACGUGGGACUCAAGCAGAUUACGACGCAUGGCGUGACCUGGGCAAUGAUGAUUGGGGCUGGAGCGAUAUGCUCCCGUAUUUCCAGAGAGUCGAGACAUUUACGGACAAUCUCCCCGGAACUACUGGGCGCCAGAUGAUUAUGUCACCAGAUACCUCGCUCUAUGGUACUAAUGGACCGGUCCAAAUAGCGUACCCUGAUUACUUCUACAGCCAGUUCAAUAAUUUCGUCCAAGGAAACGUUGAGCUUGGUCUGGAUCUAGUGAAUGAUACCUCAGGAGGUAUUAACGUUGGUGUCACACUUCCACCCGCGAGCAUCUCGGCCACGAACCAGUCUCGCUGUGACGCCCGUGCUGCUUACCUGGAUAGUGCCAUCAGCCGCACAAACCUCCACCUUGCCAUCGAGCAAAGAGUGACCCGCUUAAUCUUCGACCAGGGCGAUGGAUCAGCAGACCCCCUUGUGGAGGGUGUUCAAUUCGUCAAUGCCAUCGACCAAGCUACCACCCUGAAUGCAACUGCCACACGAGAAGUUAUCCUGGCUGCUGGCGCUAUUUGGAGCCCUGCGCUACUACAGGUUUCCGGCAUUGGGCCUUCUUCGGUGCUUCAAAGCCUAGGCAUCACUCCAAUUGUUGAUCUGCCUGGUGUGGGCAACAAUCUCCAUGAUCAUGGCAUGGUUGACCCUUCCUAUCAAUACACCAAUGCCAAUCUAUUCACCGCCAGCGACCUGACGGGAGACGCACUGCAGACUGCGUAUGAUGAAUACUAUAGCAACAGAACGGGUCCUCUCACGGCGACCCUCAUCGAGUCUAUCGCCUAUCUCUCUCUCUCCUCGCUUACGGACUCGUGGCAAGCAACUGUGAACGACCUCAAUAAUGCCGACCCGAACACCUAUCUCCCAGAAGAUUACACAGAGGAGCUGCGCAGGGGUUACGCAGCGCAAUAUGCACUCCUAACGCAGUCCCUCGGACAGUCUAACGAGGGAGCCAUUGAGAUCAUGGCAAACUCUAUUGGUACACUCCAGGUCGCAUCCCAGCGGCCGUUCUCGCGCGGUUACGUCCGCCCUACUUCUUCCGAUAUCCUAGCUGGAGUUCAGAUCGACCCUCGGUUCGGUGCACACCCCUUCGAUCGCGAUGUCAUGGUGAUGGGCCUGGAGUGGAAUGCCCGGCUCGUCCAGACCGCCGCAAUGCAGCAGCUGUCGCCAAGCCCAGAAGCCAGCCUCACUUCCGGUACCCAGGCACAACUGCAGCAAUUUGUCAACGCCGGCCUUGGCACAGAGUUCCACCCCUGCGGCACAGCGGCCAUGAUGCCACGGGAGAACGGUGGUGUGGUGGAUACGAAUCUUAAGGUCUAUGGAGUGCAGAAUCUCCGCGUGGUCAACUCGGCUAUCAUUCCCCUGAUCCCCUCCGCGCAUAUCCAGGCUGUAGUGUAUGCGCUAGCAGAAAAGGGCGCCGAUAUCAUUCGUGCCGCGCAGACUGCCGACGAUAACUCGCCUUCAACGGAGAGCCCUGCUUCCAGUGCUGCAUCUACAGCGGCCAGCACUCUCCCGCCCACUCCUAGCCCUGCACCUACCGCAGUAAACUCUGCUGAGGCCCUCGGCGGCUCGUCGGAGUCGAAUGGCCUAGUUCAUGACGUCCUUGGAGCUGCUCAUAACCUCGUGAAGGGUGUGAUCAGUGGUCAAAAAAUCGAAAAGAACCUCUGA